This is a messenger RNA of Python bivittatus (Burmese python), 496 nucleotides long. The record is from RefSeq and is a predicted model, not a curated record. Lineage: Eukaryota; Metazoa; Chordata; Lepidosauria; Squamata; Pythonidae.
UUACCAUAUACGUAGUCCAGUCCUUGUUGUAUUUUAGGAGGUACAAAUCCUCAGUGGAGACCAUUUCCUAUAAAAGAGGAGAGCUGAGAAGACUGUACUGGGUGCAGAGCAGAGGAACCUUUCAAAAUGAAGUUAUCCCCCAACUUCCUCUUCCUGGGAUGGUGGCUGGCCAGGCAGUGUUGGACCUCUAGAGGUCAAACUCCCCCAGAGGCAUUUAUAUCCAUCAGGCCCAGUGGGAUGGUGGCUCUUGGGGAAGAGGUCACCAUCUUCUGCAGAAGUGAGGAGGAAUUUCAUGGAGACUUCUAUCUCACCAGACAUGAAAACUCAUCUGAUGGAGGGACAACUGCAGGUACCAAGCAGGCAAAAUCCAACGAGGCUGCAUUUUCCUUGACCAAUCUCAACCCAUCAGAUGGAGGCCUCUACAGCUGUAGAUCUCACCGGCCUGAAGGCGAUAAAUUCUCGCCUCUCAGUGAGAAAGUCUAUCUCAGUCUAAGAG